CCUGCGCCUCAACCAGGUCCCACGCACGCAAACGUGUCCAAGGACAUUCUUACUUCAUCAACAGUAUGCCGGCCUCCAUCACAGAACGAAAGCAUUGAUACGGAUCCUCCACGAAAAGGCAGCGGAGAGAGGCCCGACAUGUCUGGCGAGCAGGGCCAAGGCCUGUUGACGGGCGAGUUCCAGGAGAAGCCGGCGGAUGGUAGACUGGCUUCGAUUCGAGGCAUCUCUUGGAAGGCCAUUCUCGGAUCCAUCGGACAUGCACUGAAACCAGAGAUCUUUGAGCGUCGAGGAUUGUCUGCUGCGCAGAAACGCAUCGGCACCACAGCAUGGCUCGAUGGGCUGCGUGGCAUCGCAGCUCUCUCAGUGUGCACGAUGCACUUGUGCGUUUUCACGCAUCCCAACCUGGAAUUAUGCUAUGGAGCUGGAAUCGAGUGGGAGAGAUAUAAUACCAGUAUUGCGGCGUGGCCUAUCUUUCGACUGCCCUUCACCGGAGGCCACUUUGCCGUGAUUUUGUUCUUUACCAUAUCUGGAUAUGUGGUCCCUCGACGAUUGUUGAGCUUAUUACAUGAAGGGAAACAAUCAGAAUUUGUGGAAGCGAUCAACGGGGCGAUUGUGCGAAGACCCGGGCGACUUUACCUGCCAGUGGCGUUUUCUACGCUGGCUUUGGCUUUCUUCUGGCAUAUUACUGGCCUGGCUACAGCUUUCCCACAACGACAGAGCAAUAUAUUUACAGAAUGCUGGGCUUGGUGGAAAGAUCAACUCAAGUUCUGGUACUACUACCGUACCGGCUUCCUCUUCACGUACUACAAUGCUCAUACUUGGACCAUUCCUGUGGAAUUCCGCGGCAGUAUGAACAUAUUUGUGUGGCUCUUUGCGGUUCAUCAGGUGCGCACGCGCUGGCGCAUAAUAUUGACAGUAGGCAUACUGGCGCACUUCAUCCAUGCUUCUGGAGCUUGGUACGCGGCCUUCUUUGCUGGUAUGCUUACCAGCGAGCUGGACUUGAUCUAUACGAAUGGUGUGCAAGUGAGCUUGCCUUGGGAUUUCAUCAUCAACUUCUUUAGGAAGCGACCCAUCGUGAAGCAAGUUACUUUACACGUCAUGCUCAUCAUAGGACUUUUACUUGCCAGCCAGCCGAGCUCAGACAUGCAUUCGAGGGAGGAGACGAUGGACUGCGGACCAUGGAGUCACUUGAACAAGAUGAUCCCAGGUCCCUACGAAGAUGGAAAUAACACGACGUACCGAUGGUUCUGGCUCUUUUGGGCUGCGUGGAUGAUCAUCGUCACGGUCGGUCAGAUCAGCUGGGUCAAGAGGCUUUUCGAGACCGGUCCAGCUCAAUAUCUUGGUCGCCACUCCUUCGCCCUCUAUCUCGUGCACGGUCCCAUCAUCGGUCUGUGGUCCGAUCGCCUCUUCUAUCUCGCAGGUGUAAAAUCGCCUACUAACGACGACGACAUUGUCCGCUUCGGACACCUGACCAACAAGUGGAAAGACGCCAGCUGGUGGUUCCUCCCAGAAGGAGGUCCUUAUGCCUUGGAGCCCAACUUCAUUUUUUGUGUGGUCUUGUCUCUCCCAGUGAUGCUCUACGUGGCGGAAUGUGGAACGAGAAUGUUUGAUAUUCCUGGCGUCAAGGUGUCACGAUGGAUGUGGACCAAGAUGAAGUCCUUGUAAGAGGAGCGACAGUGUGACGGCCGUAUGAGUGUUUCGGCACGUUGUAUUGGUAUAUAUGAGUACCUAGCUUGUACAGUCUCAGAAUGGGAAAAAGCAGUGUGAUUCC
Molecule: messenger RNA, 1771 nt
Organism: Sphaerulina musiva SO2202
Lineage: Eukaryota; Fungi; Ascomycota; Dothideomycetes; Mycosphaerellales; Mycosphaerellaceae
Exons: 2
Coding region: 139-1665 (508 amino acids)
Biological process (GO): polysaccharide biosynthetic process
Cellular component (GO): membrane
Molecular function (GO): acyltransferase activity, transferring groups other than amino-acyl groups
Source: RefSeq, a predicted model, not a curated record